Messenger RNA from Talaromyces amestolkiae, 1869 nucleotides. RefSeq lists its product as uncharacterized. The record is from RefSeq and is a predicted model, not a curated record. Lineage: Eukaryota; Fungi; Ascomycota; Eurotiomycetes; Eurotiales; Trichocomaceae. Bases 1 to 1869 code for a protein of 622 amino acids. Gene Ontology annotation, molecular function: FAD binding; oxidoreductase activity. The transcript is spliced from 6 exons.
AUGGCGACUAGCGUCGCUAUGAAACUCGUUCUACUAGCGCUUGCAUCUUUGCCGUUCACCCAAGCCCUGACUAUUCAUGAUGGCAGUCAGGUCGUUGCCGCCAAUGCCACCACACUUGCACCUGGAGCAGUCAAAGUAUCUCCCGACUCCGCCGAUUCAGGCGUCGCCUACUUCUCCUUCGAGGCAACGCAAUUAAAGCCCGAGGUCAUUGCCAACCUCACAGCUCUAAACCUAACAGGCAUCGAGUACUUCAAUUUUGGCAAUGCUUCCUCUACCACUGCGAGGCGAGACUCUUCGGCUGCUUGCAAGGCUUUUCCAGGUGAUUCAGCGUGGCCGACAGACACCAUUUGGAGCGUGCUUGAUCUGCUUCUCGGCGGUAAUGCGCUCAUCAAGAGUGUCCCGGUUGCCGCGCCGUGUUAUUCUGAUUGGGAUCAAUACAAUACGGAUGAGUGCGUGGAUAUCACCUCGCAAUGGAACUCUCCAGAAUUCCAGUCAUCUCAACCCACCGGUAUCGACUGGCCGCUCUUCGAGGGCGUAACCUGUCUACCUCCAACUCUCGGCCCGACAAAUGCGACAUGCACACUGGGCGCUGUCAAUUUCGCGCGUAAUAUGAAUCUGCGUCUGAGCGUAAAAAAUCAGGGCCAUGACUUCAAUGCCAAAAGUGCUGGCGCGGGAUCCCUCUCUGUGUGGACGAGGCAUCUGAAUGAUAUUGAGUACCUUGGACCUGAGUUUAGUAUUGGCUCAUUCAGCGGUCCGGCACUCAAGAUUGGGGCUGGAGUGCAGAUGUUGCAGGUUUAUGAGUAUGCCGAUAACAUUGGGCUCGAUAUCGUAGGAGGGAUUGCAAGAACUAUCGGCCUCGGUGGUGGCUACAUCGCCGCCGGCGGCCACUCACCUCUAAUGUCAAUAUACGGCAUGGCCGCUGAUCAGGUCCUUGCGCUGGAAGUCGUCCUUCCCGACGGCCGCUUUGUCUCGGUCUCUGAGACGAGUCAUUCAGAUCUGUUUUGGGCGCUGCGUGGCGGCGGUGGAAGCACCUUUGGCGUGGUGACUUCGCUGGUCAUUCGUAUGGACCUUGUGUGGGCUACGUUCCCUGCCUACGCGGAUGCAGGCCAUUACAGCUACUGGUCCGUCUCGUGCGCUUCAGAGGCCAGUUGUAGUUUCAGCACAGCUGCGCACUGGGCGAAUAACUACACCACCGCGCAACUGCAGGACUUCGUGGCUCCUCUGUUCGCAAACCUUACAGCCCUGGGGAUGCCACCCCAGAAUGUCGUUUAUGCGGAGUACGACGGCGUUUUGAGCGCCUUCACUACGACCUUUCCGGCAGACACAGAGGUGGUUGGCACCUGGACCUCCCAUGUAGGCUCACGCCUCUUCCCACGACACAACUGGGAAAACGAAACAAGUCUCGCCGCGCAGUCAUCCGCGCUUCGCAACGCCGCUACCGAUGCCGGCUUGAUGUUGGGUUACAACUUCAAAGUCGCCGCCAACCCGAGCAUCAACCAGGACAACGCCAUAAAUCCAGCCUGGCGCGAUACGCUUUCUCACACCAUGCUAGGCGCUGUCUGGUCUCAAUCCGCAACGGCCGAUGAUAUUGCAGCUGCUAACAAGCUACUAACGCAGCGGUUGCAGACGUGGCGGGACGUGAGUCCUAGCUCCGGCGCGUAUAUGAAUGAGGCGGAUAUCAAUGAGCCGGGGUUUCAGCAGUCAUUUUAUGGUGUGAAUUACCCGCGCUUGUAUGCUUUGAAGCAGCGGUAUGAUCCGUGGGGGUUGCUAUAUGCGAUUACCGCGGUGGGUUCGGAGGAUUGGUAUGUCGAGGGCCAGAUUCCGUACUAUCCGACGCAGAAUGGGAGGCUGUGUAGAGUGGCUAGCUAG